This is a messenger RNA of Leucoraja erinaceus (little skate), 2923 nucleotides long. Its product is annotated as trypsin-like. Gene Ontology annotation, molecular function: serine-type endopeptidase activity. The record is from RefSeq and is a predicted model, not a curated record. Gene Ontology annotation, biological process: proteolysis. The transcript is spliced from 5 exons. NCBI's taxonomy places the organism in Eukaryota, Metazoa, Chordata, Chondrichthyes, Rajiformes, Rajidae. Bases 49 to 783 code for a protein of 244 amino acids.
AGGUGCGGUCGCCCGCCAAAAGGCAUCCGGGCCCCAACCCCACACAACAUGAAGACCCUUCUGCUUCUCGUCUUCCUCGGACUCGCCGUCGCGGCGCCCGCAGUCGAUGUCAAUAUCGUGGGCGGUUACGAGUGCCGUAAACACGCCGCUCCCUGGAUCGUGUCGCUCAAUGUCGGCUACCAUCUGUGCGGCGGUUCCCUGAUCAACUCGCGCUGGGUGGUGGCCGCAGCUCAUUGUGACAGCUCGGACAUACAUGUCCGUCUGGGCGAACAUGAUAUCACGGCUACGGAGGGGUCGGAACAGUUCAUCGACUCGGAGAUGGUGAUCAGACAUCCCAAAUACGAUUACUACAGCCAGGACAACGACAUCAUGUUGAUCAAACUGUCCCGGCCCGCCGCCAUGAACCGCAAUGUGGUCGCCAUUCCCCUGCCAGUCCAUUGCGCCCAGACCGGCGACAUGUGUCUCAUCUCCGGCUGGGGUGACACCAUGGACACGGUGGUUAGCGGCGACCAGCUUCAGUGUUUGGACGCCCCGGUUCUGAGUGACGCGGACUGUUCCGGUUCCUACCCGGGAAUGAUCACUGACAACAUGAUGUGUCUCGGCUACUUGGAGGGAGGCCGCGACGCCUGCCAGGGUGAUUCUGGCGGGCCGGUGGUUUGUAACGGAGUGCUCCAGGGAGUGGUGUCGUGGGGUUACGGCUGUGCGGACAGGGGCCAUCCCGGUGUGUACACUCGCGUCUGCCACUACGUCUCCUGGAUCAACAACACCAUCGCGGCAAACUGAGCCGGUGACCACCGGCCCCCGCGCCAGGUCUCCGCCUCUCACUCUCUGUACAACUGGGAAACUAUCAAUAAAAUGGUUGCAAUGAAGAAUAAUAGACAAUACACAAUAGGUGCAGGAGUAGGCCAUUCGGCCCUUCGAGCCAGCACCGCCUUUCAAUGCGAUAAUGGCUGAUCAUCCACAAUCAGUACGCCGUUCCUGCUAUCUUUAAGAGCCCUAUCUAGCUGUCUCUUGAAAGCCUCCAGAGAACCGGCCUCCGCCGCUCUCUGAGGCAGAGAAUUCCACAGACUCACAACCCUCUGGGUGGAAAAGUGUUUCCUCGUCUCCGUUCUAAAUUGCUUACUCCUAAUUCUUAAACAGUGGCCCCUGGUUCUGUACUGCCACAACAUCGGGAACAUGCUUCCUGUCUUUAGUGUGUCCAAACCCUUAACAAUCUUUUAUGUUUCAAUAAGAUCCCCUCUCAUCUUUCUAAACUCCAGAGUGUGCAAGCCCAGCCGCUCUUUCUUUCAGCAUAUGACAGUCCCGUCAUCACAGGAAUUAACCUUGUAAACCUACGCCGCACACCCUCAAUAGCACGAAUGUCCUUCCGCAAAUUACGGGACCAAAACUGCACACAAUAGUCCAGGUGUGGUCUCACUAGGGUUCUGUGCAACUGCAGAAAGACAUCUUUGCUCCUAUACUCGAUUCAUCUUGUUAUAAAGGCCAACAUGCCACUCGCUUUCUUCACCGCCUGCUGUACCUGCAUGCUUACUUUCAUAGACAGAUGAACAAGGACCCCCAGAUCCCGUUGUACUUCCCUUUUCCCCAACUUGACACCAUUUAGAUAAUAAUCUGCCUUCCUGUUUUGAUACCAAAGUGGAUAACCUCACAUUUAUCCGCAUUAAACUUCAUCCGCCAUGCAUCUGCCCACUCCCCCAACCUGUCCAAGUCACCCUACAUUCUCAUUGCAUCCUCCUCAUAGUUCACACUGCCACCCAGCUUUGUGUCAUCUGCAAAUUUGCUAAUGUUACUUUAAAUCCCUUCAUCCAAAUCAUUGAUGUACAUUGUAAAUAGCUGCGGUCCCAGCACAGAGCCUUGCGGUACUCCACCAGUCACUGUCUGCCAUUCUGAAAGGGACCCGUUAAUCCCUACUCUUUGUUUCCUGUCAGCCAACGAUUUUUCUAUCCAUGUCAGCACUCUACCCCCAAUACCAUGUGCCCUAAUUUUGCCCACUAAUCUCCUAUGUGGGACCUUAUCAAAUGCUUUCUGAAAGUCCAGGUACACUACAUCCACUGGCUCUCCCUUGUCCAUUUUCGUAGUUACAUGGUAAAAAAAAUUCCAGAAGGUUGGUCAAGCAUGAUUUCCCCUUCGUAAAUCCAUGCCGACUCCGAACGAUCCUGUUACUGCAAUCCAAAUGUGCGGCUAUUUCAUCUUUUAUAAUUGACUCCAGCAUUUCCCCACCGAUGUCAGGCGAACUGAUCUACAAUUCCGUAUUUUCUCUCUCCUGCUUUUCUUAUAAAGUGGGAUAACAUUAGCUACCCUCCAAUCCACAGGAACUGCACCUGAGUAUAGAACAUUGGAAAAUUAUCACCAAUGCAUCCACACUUUCCUGAGCCACUUCCAUAAGUACCCUGGGAUGCAGACCAUCGGGCCCUGGGGAUUUAUCAGCCUUCAGUCCCAUCAGUCUACCCAACACCAUUUCCUGCCUAAUGUGGAUUUCCUUCAGUUCCUCCGUCACCCCAGAUCCUCUGGCCACUACUAUAUCAGCCGCUCCGGUUCCUCUCCCCCCUGAGAGUCGUGGGGAAAUGAAAUGAGAGAUAUAGACGGUGAUGUGGAGAGACACAGAAAAUGAUAGUAAAAUGUAUGCAAAAAAGUGAGAAUGAUAUGGAAAACAGGCCAAUGUUGGCUGUGGGCGAGGUGACAAGUGUUUGACAACCGGUACAUCAGGUGGGUCCAGCUGGACUGAGCGAAGAUGUUCUGAGAGUUUUAGCUCAAGUGUUGAGUUUAGAGUUUGAGUUUAGUUUAAAUUAGUUUUUUCUCUGUAAACCCCUCCCCUCUCCACUCCCUCCUCCCUUUCCUCUCCACCUUCCCUCCCCUCUCCUCGUCCCCUCUCGCUCAUCCCUCCCUCUUUCCCUCCUCCCAUUCCCCGUCCCUCCCUCCCUCC